Mesorhabditis belari is the source of this 1563-nucleotide messenger RNA. The record is from the annotation of a GenBank genome assembly. Lineage: Eukaryota; Metazoa; Nematoda; Chromadorea; Rhabditida; Rhabditidae.
AUGGAAGAUCGAGCUCUUCUCGACAAUAUGCUGAAGACAAAAGUACUUAGUGAGCUGCAAGACGUUGGCCCAUUUUCUUCAUCGAGACCAGACGCAGGGAAUAUUCUGGCCGCCCAGCAACGCCUAAACAUUAAAAAGGAUCUAGUGAAUCUUCGCAAGCGAAUCGAAAUGCUACACGCGAUUAUGGAGAAUGAGGCCAGCACACUGACAACCGAAAAUGCACUACUCAAACAAAAGACAAUGGAGCGAGAGGGCCUUUUCCGUACAUUUGACAUACUCGACAACAAAUGCAAAGACGGACUAAUGGCUAAAGAAGGCGGGGAUGAGGAAGAAAAUGGACUAAUGACGAAAGAAGAUGAGAAAGAAAACGUGUUUAUUGAAGAAGAAGAAGAAACAACCGCCCUUAAACGCACUGCUUUCGAUCAUGUACCACUGGCUUGCGACUCUCUCGAUGGAACGCUUUUUCUGCGGCGGGCUGUAGCUGCUAACUCAGAAGUUUCGUUGAAAAUACCCAUGCUUUCAUUAGAUGAUACGCUGCCUGUUGCGCCUAAAGUUUCCACUGCAAACGAACCAAAUGACUUCAAACUCCCCGAUAUAUCUCGUUCGAAAAAAGGCAAUUUGGGUCCAUUGCCUUCACCUCCCAAACUCAGUCGCAUGGUUAAACGCGUUGGUCGUAUUGCAAAAUUGAAGACCCAUCGUGGGAAGAGAGCUCUCGAUGAACGCGCCUCAAAGGUUCUUGAGAACGACAAAGUGACACUUUUCGUCCGGGGCGGAAAAACCUGCAACAAUGUGACUGAUGUGAUGCACGAUCUUUAUGCCUUGAAAAAGCCGUUAGCUCGCAACAUGAAAAGGAGGAAUCCAUUUCACCCAUUUGAAGACGAAACUCCAUUUGAAAGAUUCUCGACGAAACUCGACGCGUCACUUUUCGUUUUUGGAGCACACUCGAAAAAGCAUCCGGAUAGUCUUACUUUUGGACGCCUUCAUGAUGGACAACUACUUGAUAUGGUAGAACUACAGGUCACGAGCUACACGCCAGCCAAAGACUUUGAUGCUCAAAAGAUUACUGUCGGAGCGAAACCGUGUAUUGUCUUGGAAGGCACCAAUUGGGAAGAGUCAUCAAUGAAGAGAGUCGGAAAUCUGAUGGUUGAUUGGUUGAGUGGAGUAUCGCCGAGCAAAAUUCGCUUGCAAGGUUUGGAACAUGUCAUAUCUCUGACCUGUGUGGAAUCAAAAAUACUUUUACGUGUCUAUCGAACGCAACUGAAGAAAUCUGAAAGCAAUUUACCUCGUGUUGAACUAGUAGAGAUGGGACCCAGUGUCGAUUUUCAAGUUCGUCGGACAAAACUCGCAUCGGAUCAGCUGUUUAAACAAGCUUGCAAGCAACCAAAACAAUUACAGCAAAAGCCUCGAAAGAACACAUCGCAAGAUGUUUUCGGAAACAAACUGGCACGUGUUCAUAUUGGAAAACAAGACGUCGCCGAAAUACAAUUGAGAAAAGUAAAAGCCUUGAAGAAAAUGCCAGAAGGUAUGGAUUCCGAAAUGCCCGAAGAAGUCGACGAGGAUUCU